CGAAGAAGGCGGUUCGCAUGCAAUGCUGAAGUAGUAUGUUUUAGAAGAUGGCCGUUACUCUACACACAGAUCUGGGUGAUCUCAAGAUAGAGUUGUUUUGUGAGAAGGCCCCGAAAAGCUGUGAAAAUUUUAUUGCACUGUGCGCUAGUGGGUUUUACAAUGGAUGUAUUUUUCAUCGAAACAUAAAGGGCUUUAUGGUCCAGACCGGAGACCCAACAGGGACAGGCAAAGGAGGGACCAGUAUUUGGGGAAGAAAGUUUGAAGAUGAAUUCAGUGAACAUCUGAAGCACAAUGUCCGGGGGGUGGUGGCCAUGGCCAACAAUGGACCAAACACAAAUGCAUCACAGUUCUACUUCACAUAUGCAAAACAGCCUCACCUGGACAUGAAGUACACAGUUUUUGGAAAAAUUAUAGAUGGAUUAGAUACUCUGGAUGAACUAGAGAAACUCCCUGUGAAUGAAAAGACCUUUCGUCCCCUUAACGAUGUCCGUAUUAAGGAUAUUACUAUUCAUGCCAACCCAUUUGCUGGUUGAUUGAUUUCAUUGUGAAACAUUCAUAAAGCCUUGUUUUGUAAAUAGAAAUUUUUGCUGUUGUUUUCAGUUUCGCUUUUCCCAUAAUAUU
Molecule: messenger RNA, 621 nt
Organism: Puntigrus tetrazona (Sumatra barb)
Lineage: Eukaryota; Metazoa; Chordata; Actinopteri; Cypriniformes; Cyprinidae
Gene: ppil3
Product: peptidylprolyl isomerase (cyclophilin)-like 3
Exons: 6
Coding region: 48-533 (161 amino acids)
Biological process (GO): protein peptidyl-prolyl isomerization; protein folding
Cellular component (GO): catalytic step 2 spliceosome
Molecular function (GO): peptidyl-prolyl cis-trans isomerase activity
Source: RefSeq, a predicted model, not a curated record